Messenger RNA from Sinocyclocheilus anshuiensis, 2935 nucleotides. RefSeq names its product dual specificity phosphatase 3b (gene dusp3b). The transcript has 3 exons. Lineage: Eukaryota; Metazoa; Chordata; Actinopteri; Cypriniformes; Cyprinidae. Gene Ontology annotation, cellular component: cytoplasm. The coding region runs from base 437 to 1012 and encodes 191 amino acids. The record is from RefSeq and is a predicted model, not a curated record. Gene Ontology annotation, biological process: protein dephosphorylation; negative regulation of MAPK cascade. Gene Ontology annotation, molecular function: MAP kinase phosphatase activity; protein tyrosine/serine/threonine phosphatase activity.
UUAUUAAAAUGAUUUUAAAUUAAACAUUUAGAUGGCGCAUAGCAUGUCAUGCCACAGGACAUGUAAACAUGCCAAAUGGAUUUCAUCUAAAAAUAUCCUUUUAAAGGCUAUAUUCCAUCAUUAAAAACACAAGACUUUCUGAUGCCACCUAGUGGUUUGAAGCACACAAAGAGGGUAAUAGCUUUGAGUGCUUGGCUGUAGUUAACUCUCUCUAGGCCGAACAACAAAAACAACUAACAGAUGAAUGUGAACCCCUUUUGAAUUAUGUUAAGCUGAAUACUGACCAUUGGACUAAAAAAACACUAGACUAGACCAUUAUUUAAUACUCUAAAAGGCGACACAAUGAAGAUGGAACUGGAUUAAAGAAAAUCAAGUCAGCAUUGAGGCCCGAGGAACAGCAUUUUCUACUUGAAAGGCAAUUUAUCUUUAGCUGAACAUGACAGACUACGAAGUGUCUGUUCAGCAGCUCAAUGAUCUGUUGACAGAUGAAAACGGAGACUUCUGUAUGCCCUCCAAACAUUUCAAUGAAGUUUACCCCGGGAUACUCCUAGGAAAUGAGUCUGUAGCUACAAAUGUAACACGUUUGCAUCAGCUGGGAGUGACACACAUCCUCAAUGCUGCAGAAGGCCAAUCGGACAUGCAUGUGAAUACGGAUGCGGAGUUCUAUGUGGAUACAGGGAUCAUCUAUCAUGGGAUACCAGCCUUUGACACUGACCAUUUUGACCUCAGCGUAUAUUUUGAAGAGGCUUCUAAUUUCAUUGAACAAGCUUUGGCAAUGAAAGAGCUGAAGGGUCUUGGUAAAGUGUAUGUACACUGCCAGAAAGGCUACAGUCGUUCGGCUGCGCUAGUGAUCGCACACCUGAUGCUGCAGCACAGGAUGGAUGUACGAGCUGCUGUGGCCACAGUGAGAGAGAAACGGGAGAUCGGGCCCAAUGAUGGAUUCCUGCGCCAGCUCUGCCAGCUAAACGAUAGGCUGGCAGGUGAAGGAUGGCUGUGUGUUGAUAAUAUCUAAAUAUGUAACCUAAACAGGCCUACAUAUAAAAUGAUUAGCUAAAUGAAUGUUUAAUAUUUCCAUUUAAUCUGUUUUUAUCCUCUAAAUGUUAGCAGUUAGCAAGUCAAUUUGGGUGAGUUGGCUAUUUGGUUUUAAAUAGGACAUUUUUUAUUAAUCAUUUCUACUUGGUUCUUGUAUGUGAAAUAUGAUCUUAUUUGUUAAAUUAGUUACAUGCAAAUAAAUUGCUCAAAGCAAAUAUCUUGAAAAUACAUAUAUUGACCAAGUCACAGUCCCAAUGAUGGUCAGCGGUUUGAGAAUCAGUUAAAAUUGUUACAUUUUUCCUCAAAUAAAGUUGAAAUAUAAAAAAGAAAAGAAAAAAAAACAGCCUGCAUUGCACCCACUAAUCCACUGAACAGAGAGGCAUUGUAGGGGAAAAACCUCACAGGCCUUUCACAUCCAUUACAGGUUUGUACUAGGACAGUUUCAUAGAAGGAUAAUGUACAAUGCUACAAAGGAUGAUUUAACAGCAAUUCUGCACUGCUGGAGUAGAUGGUGCAUCGCCGACCCAUAAAGGAGAGGGCAUCUUAACAACUUCCCGUAUAAGCAUAGUGUUCAAAAUCGAGUAAAAGCACAUGGAUUAUGCUUCACGAGCAAGAAAAGGACACAGACAAACAUCAUUUGUGCAAGCAUCAUUGUCUUUGUCAUUAUAUAGAGCUAUUUGUGAUAGAGAGAAUGCAGAUAAAAUCAUUGUUAAAGAAGAAAAAAUAUAUCUAUAUAUUACUAAUCAAGCAGGGGUGCAAAACUCAGUUUCUGGAGGACCACAGCCCUGCAGAGUUAAGCUCCAUUAAUUAAACACACCUGAUCCAGCUAAUCAAGUCCUUCAGGCUUAUUUGAAAACGGCAAUGUAUAUGUGUUGGAGCAGGUUUGGAACUAAACUCUGCAGGGCUGCGGCCCUCCAGGUAUUGAGUUGUGUACCCUUGGUCUAUUGCACUGAAUGGAUUUACAAAUCAAUAGCCAGUGAGGUGCCUGUGGUGAGGAUGAGGAUGGUUUCUUAAAGUAAGUGCGUGAGGUCCUGUUGUGUGUUAGACCCUGUUGAAUACUGUAGAUUGAGGUACUGGUGAUGGUGGUUUACCUCUCAAAGAAACACAGAUCUGCUGCAGAUGUGUCUUUUUUCUGACUGGAUAAAAAUCUUGGCAUCUUUUAACUAUGUUUUUAACGUCUUCUGCAACUACAUUCAUUCCAGCCUGAUCGCAUUAUGGCAGUCUAAGAUACUGGAGAGGUGAGAAGUGCUGUGUUUGACACAAAAGUGACAUUAAUAAGUCUAUGUUGAACUCAUCCUCUUAUAUCGUUCACAUGUGAGGUAUGAAUGUUUGAAAUAACAGAAGUGCUCAUCAUCAAAUCACUACAAGACAAUCUUGACAUGGGAGACAGACAGAGUAAAUACUAAUGAAGGGUGUCAAACCAAGUAAACGCAUUAGAAGUACGAUGGCUGUCCACACUGAGCACUUGCACACCCACAGUACAGUUCAGAUUGAAAAACGUACAACAAAGCACAGUGUCUGACAUCAACUUUAGUUUUGCUCUGUUUGAACAAUUGCUCGUCACAAUCAGCUCACUUAAAAUUCACAGCCUGCAAAUGUGUUUUUUCCACGCAACAUAAAAUACAGCAAGUAUUCAUACUUAAGAAUGAGUGCUUUGUCUUUUUAUUUUUUUACAUUCCUCAUCAGAAGAUGCACAGAGUUGUUGUUUUUUUUUAAGGAAUGGCAGGUCUUUUUUUUCACACUCGAACUUUUGGACCUCAAAUAUGACUUGCUACAUUGCAGACGUGGACAUGUAUUUCACAUGGAAUUUAUUGGGGCGUGUGAAUUUUCCAGAGGGCUGUUGAGAAGACUUCGCUUAUUUUAAGAUCUAUUAAAGGAGUCAUAUCAUACAUUUUAUUAUUAU